CUUACACUUCACCCUUGAUCCUUCUCUAUUUCUCAGAAAGUACUUUAUCUAAACCACCACAGUUAUCUCUAAUCACUGUGUUAAUCAGCUCCUACAAUGCUAUGUGUUUUCACAAUUUGAAGACCAUAAAUUCCUCCUUCAACACCAUCAACACCACCAUUCAUUCAGAUGAUUCGCUUCCAAAGCAUCAAACCCCUUUUUCUCCACUCCAAGGGACUCACAACCCCUUUUACCUCAACACUCUCUCUGAAACACUUCUCCCUCACUUCGCAACAACACUCAUUCACCGUUUCCUACCUCAUAGACACCUUUGGCUUCUUACCACAAACCGCUCUCAAGGUUUCCAAGCACGUUAGCUUCGGUACCCCUCAAAAGCCCGACUCAGUCAUCGCUUUCUUCAACAGAAAUGGAUUCACCCACGCUCACAUCAACAACAUCGUCAAAAGCAUACCCAACAUACUCAUAUGCAACGCUGACGAGAGGCUUUCGCCAAAGUUCCAAUUUUUACUCUCAAAAGGUGCUUCUGCUUCUGAUAUCGUUCGCCUCGUUAAUAGGUGCCCCAGAAUCCUCGUAUCCAGCCUCAAGAACAACGUGAUCCCCUCCUUCGAAUUGGUGAGAAGGUUCCUCCAAUCUGACCAGAAAACCAUUGAUUGUGUUUUCUGUAGUAGACCUUUCCUUCGAUAUAACGUUGGAUCGCAGAAUGUGGAUAUGUUGCUUGAUGUUGGAGUCAAGGACUCCGGCAUCGGCUAUUUGUUCAGAGGGAGGCCCUCUAUAUUCUUGUCUACUAACUUGAGGGAGGUUAUUGAUGAAGUUAAGGAAAUGGGGUUCGACCCCUCCAAGAUAACUUUCGUCAUUGCCUUGCACGCCAAAUGGGUUCUGUCGAAAUCGCGGUGGGACGCGAAAGUUGAUGCCUUUAAGAUGUGGGGUUGGUCUGAGGAAAUGGUUUUUGAUUCGUUCAGGAAGCAUCCCCUCUUAAUGUUGGUAUCCAAAGAUAAAAUUAAUGAGAUCAUGAGAUUUUGGGUUGUUGAAUUAGGUUGGGACCCUUUGGCACUAGCCAAAAUGCCCAAUAUUUUUGGAUUCAGUUUGGAGAGAAGGAUUGUUCCCAGGGGUUUGGUUGUCCGGUAUUUGAUUGCCAAAGGUUUGAGAGAGAAGAGUGCCAACUUGUAUACCCCGUUUGGUGUUUCUGAAGAGUUGUUUCUUAAAAGUUUUGUGAUGCGUUUUAAGGAGGAAUCGUCUCAACUGUUAAAGCUUUAUCAGAGCAAAAAAUGUUUCCAAGAAAACAGGGAGGACGGUGUAGAAUCUGCCAGUUAGCAAGUGGAUUACUUAAGAGAACAAAUUUAACGAUGUUGAUCCAAGUACUUUUGUUAAUCUUGUCGAAGUAGCAAUUGAUUUAACUGAGAUGUUCCAUUUUACCGGGUUUAAACUGUUGUUUAUUUAUCAUAUAUUCUUCAACUUACAUUACAGUAGUGAUGUAGUCAAUUGCUAUCCUUUAUAAAUGACUGAAGAAACAAGGACAGAUUCUUUAUGGAAUGCUCAUUGCAUAAUGCUGUUGUUCCCUUGGAGAACUCUAUUUUAUUAGCUGUAUUUGUCCAGUAUUUUCAGAUCACGGAAUGAGUGAAAAGACGAAGAAUUGAUGCAUCAACAACUCUGUUACACUGAUGCUGUUACUAGAACACAUUUCAGAAUGGAUUUCUCUCCAACACAACCUCUUAAAAUAUCUCCCUUUUACAUUUUUUAUAUUUUCCCUUAAAUUAUCCCUUUUAUGAAAUUCAUUCUAAAUUGUGUUACACGAACUUUCGAAAACUCAUUUCAUAAAGUAAAUUUUGGUGCUUCUCAUACUCCUCUUUGAACUGUUUAAAACUAUCAAAUUUAAUUAGAUGCAUAGCAG
Messenger RNA from Vigna angularis (adzuki bean), 1888 nucleotides. RefSeq lists its product as uncharacterized. NCBI's taxonomy places the organism in Eukaryota, Viridiplantae, Streptophyta, Magnoliopsida, Fabales, Fabaceae. The coding region runs from base 169 to 1311 and encodes 380 amino acids. The record is from RefSeq and is a predicted model, not a curated record. Gene Ontology annotation, cellular component: chloroplast. The transcript has 2 exons. Gene Ontology annotation, biological process: regulation of DNA-templated transcription; chloroplast organization. Gene Ontology annotation, molecular function: double-stranded DNA binding.